AUGAUGCAGAUGAGGUUGUUGAAUUUACGUAAUCUCACUAGAAGGCCUUUUACUACCGCAAACGAUAUUUCAGAUAUUUCCAAGGCGAGAAUAGACAAAUUUAAAAAUCAAACUCAUGAACUGAUAGAGCAGGUAGCUGAGUACCACAAAAAUAUUGCAUCAAUAAAUGUAAAGCCAGACGCCAAAAGAAAUUUUUUAAGGAAAUUGGUGUCUUCAACUCCUCCUGCUGAGCCUGUGGGAUGGGAAACUAUUCAAGCUCAAAUAAAAGACAUCAUUAUACCCAAUAACUCUCAUUGGCAGCAUCCAAUGUAUAUGUCGUGGUUUCCUUCAAUAUCAACUUGGCCAGCUAUCCAAGGAGAAAUUUUAUCUAGGUCUAUUAACGCGAUAGGCUUUUCAUGGGAUUCUUCUCCUCUGCAGACCGAAUUGGAACUCUUAUGUGCCGAUUGGUAUGCACAGAUGAUGGGAUUCCCUGAUUACUUUUUGCAUGAAAAAAGCCCUGGAGGAGGGAUGGCUAUGACAUCUGCUGGGGAUUCAGUUCUUAAUCUCUUGAUUGUAGCGCGACAUAGAAGAAAUGCCAAAAAACCAGUUAUUUAUGUCUCUGAUCAAACACACGUACACAUAAGCAAGUGCGCAAAAGCUUUGGGAUAUGAAACCAGAGUAAUCCCUAGCUAUUUUGAUGAAAUUUCUCAAAAUUAUCCUAUGAAUGUAAGCUUGCUGCCUCUAGCAAUCAAAAAAGAUAUAGAGGCAGGACUUGACCCAAUUUUUGCUUGUGGGACUUUUGGAACGACAAACUCCACAGCAAUUGACCCAAUUCAGCAAAUCGGACAAAUUUGUAAAGAAAAUAACAUGUGGUUGCAUAUUGAUGCAGCUUAUGCUGGAUCAGCACUAGUUUGUCCAGAAUUCAGACAUUUAUUCAAAGGAGUUGAAUAUGCUGACUCUAUAGUUGUUAACGCCUCGAAGUGGAUGGGGUUAGGAUUUUGUGCUUCUUAUAUGUUUAUAAGAGACAAAAAGUGGCUUGGCGACUGUUUUACAAUGGAUCCUGACUAUUUGAGGAAAUCUGAUGACAUUGAUUUAGGAUCUCUUCAGUUAGCUUUUGGAAGAGAUAAUAGAGCCCUUAGAAUGUUCUUUUAUGUUUCACAGUACGGUGUCAGCGGCGUUCAAUCUAUGAUUAGAAAACACGUAGAACUAGCCAAAAUUUUAGAAAACCUCAUAAAAAAUGAUGAUAGGUUUGAAUUUUGUACUAAGAGAGAGUUCGCACUGCUUGUGUUUAGAAUGAAAGGAGAUGACCAAAAAACAACUGAACUAAUUGGCAAGCUGAAAGAAAGGAAAGAUAUUUUUGUUUUAGGGACUAAAUUGGAAGGAAGACCAGUGAUAAGACUGAGCAUGAAUAGUGAAUAUUUAGAAGAAGAACAUAUACACAGAGCUUGGGAAAUAAUAGCAAGCUUAGCUUAA
Blepharisma stoltei is the source of this 1452-nucleotide messenger RNA. NCBI's taxonomy places the organism in Eukaryota, Ciliophora, Heterotrichea, Heterotrichida, Blepharismidae. The record is from the annotation of a GenBank genome assembly.